Mixia osmundae IAM 14324 is the source of this 2136-nucleotide messenger RNA. RefSeq lists its product as uncharacterized. The record is from RefSeq and is a predicted model, not a curated record. Gene Ontology annotation, molecular function: GTP binding; GTPase activity. Gene Ontology annotation, cellular component: cytosol. Lineage: Eukaryota; Fungi; Basidiomycota; Mixiomycetes; Mixiales; Mixiaceae. Gene Ontology annotation, biological process: ribosomal subunit export from nucleus. The transcript has 6 exons. Bases 64 to 2136 code for a protein of 690 amino acids.
GCGCAAGUCGGCCGCCCGGUGGCCAACGACAUUUCUGGCUGAUCCCGUGUUCCGGCUCGAGCGAUGGCAAAGGUGUACGACAGACCGAGAGUGGUCAGACAUGUAGGGCCUCAGAAGAACAAGGCAGGAUUGGGCAAGGCGAUCAUCAACAAUAGGGCAAAGCAGAGAGCUCGAGAUUAUGAAGAAGCGCUCCAUACCAGUAGUCUCCCGAGUGGCUUGCACAGUGUCACACAAGAAACAGAUCUCGAUGCUUUCCUCAACACGGCGCAAUUGGCGGGAACAGAUUUUGCAGCAGAACGCAGGAAUAUCACUGUCAUCUCUACACCUUCUGCAAGCUCAAAGAAUCCGUACCUGCUCACGCCAGAGCAAGAAGAGCGCGUCAACUCGUUGCAAAAGGAAAAUCGGCAACGACUGCGAGUACCGAGACGGCCAGGCUGGACAAAAGAUAUGAGCAAAGACGUCCUCGAGCGUCGAGAGAGGGACAGCUUCCUGGAAUGGCGGCGUGGACUGGCAGAACUGUCAGAUGAGAAACAGCUCCUGCUGACUCCUUUUGAGCGCAACCUGUCUGUCUGGCGACAACUAUGGCGCACACUCGAGCGAUCGCAUCUCAUCGUUCAGAUCGUCGAUGCGCGCAAUCCCCUCAACUUUCGCUGCGAGGAUCUCGAGACAUAUGUCAAAGAGGUCAGCACGAACGAGGACGGUAGCGAUCGCGGUAAACGCAAAUCGCUCAUACUCGUCAACAAGAGCGAUCUGCUGACCCACACCCAGAGGAAAGGUUGGGCUGACUACUUUGAUCGGCUAGGCAUAGCCUAUGCAUUCUUUUCGGCUGCAGAUGCUGCUGCGCUGCAAGAAGAGCGUGCAGCGAUGCUCGCACCUCUCGAAGAGGAAACGCUGUCAGACGAAGAGGACGAAGAUGCGGCUUAUCUGGAUAGUGACGAAGGAUCUGAGCUCCUGGACGAUGACACAGCAUUACCUAAGCCCACUGCAGCUGCGCACACUGACGACGCUGAAGAUGGCUGGACGUCAGAAGACGAGCAAGACGAGGACGGGCAAGUCGAAGCUCUUGCAGACACCGUUGCAAGGAUCGCGAGGUUGCAAGAAGCUCCAGCGCGAGAUAAGACCCGUGUGCUGAGUGUGCUCGAGCUCGAGGAGCUCUUCCUGCAAGAGGCGCCUGAUCUCAAUGAGUUUCGACGAGAAGAUGGCUCGACACCGACGAAGCUCAUCGUCGGCUUGGUGGGCUACCCCAAUGUCGGCAAGUCUUCGACCAUCAACGCGCUCAUCGGCGAGAAGAAGGUCUCCGUCUCUUCGACACCUGGCAAAACGAAAAACUAUCAGACUAUCCAUCUCUCAGACGAUAUCAUUCUAUGUGAUUGUCCAGGUCUCGUCUUUCCUCAAUUCGCAUCGACCAAAGCACAGCUCGUUUGUGACGGCGUGCUACCCAUUGAUCAGAUGCGCGAGCAUACCGGUCCCGUCAGUCUUGUCACCCAGCGGAUACCACACGAUGUCCUUCAGGCGACAUAUGGCUUGCGAAUCGUCACGCUGCCCAUCGAUGAAGGCGGAACAGGCGUACCGACUUCCUCUGAGCUUCUAGCAGCCUACUCCGUUGCUCGCGGGUUUUUUACGGCCGGCAUGGGCAAUCCCGACGAGUCUCGCUCCGCACGCUACGUGCUCAAAGAUUACGUCAACGGCAAGCUGAUCUACUGUCAUCCUCCGCCGGGCAUAGAUGAUGCUACCUUCAAUUACGAGAAUAGAGAUCUCGAACGACUGCGCUCGCUCGAUAAGCUCAGAAAGAAGCAAGCGCCAAUCACUCGCGUCGGUAGAGAAGCUGACACUUUCAUUCCGGUACCCGACGAGCCAGACUCUGACGAUGAAGAAGGAGGAGACAACCUUGAUGCUGGCUUCUUCACUACAUCAUCGAGGAUGUACAUGCCCGAAUUCAUGGGCGGUGCGGCAGCCAAUGGCGGCCGGUCGACUGCUCGAGUAGGCAUGUACGCCAUCCAAAACAGGUUGAACGAUGACGGCACGCCUGUCGAUCCCAACAAGAUGACUUUCCAGGCCGGACCUGGUCAAAGUGGCAAGAAGCAUUUCAAAGGCAAUAGAAGGCAGAAACUUCGUAGCGGAGGCGGAUACGAUUGA